Messenger RNA from Paramecium tetraurelia, 1032 nucleotides. RefSeq lists its product as uncharacterized. NCBI's taxonomy places the organism in Eukaryota, Ciliophora, Oligohymenophorea, Peniculida, Parameciidae. Gene Ontology annotation, molecular function: calcium ion binding. The record is from RefSeq and is a predicted model, not a curated record. The transcript is spliced from 3 exons.
AUGUUAACAGAACUUAUUAUUGAAAUUUGUGAAUGCGAAAGAAGAACAGAAACUGUCCGUAAAUUACUUUCCUAAUUAUCCUAAUUUGAACCUUAUGCUGGUAAAUUGUUUUAUCAAGUUAGAGCAUUCAAAAGAAUGGACAAAAGUAGAUGUGGAGAAAUCUCUUAUCAAGAUAUCAUUGAUUUUAUGCUUGAUAAUGACUGCAGUCUCACAAGUUUAGAAGCAUCCUAUUUACUGUAAUAUUUGGACUUCAACAGGGAUGGAAGAGUAACCUAUACAGACUUUGCUAAACAGAUACUACCAAAAACUGAUCUUAUUCUUAAAGAAACAGCUGCUGCCAGAGAUUCAUACUUUGUAUUAGCCAACAAAACUCUACCGAAUGAAGUUGAAUGGGGAUUGUUCAAAAUACUCCAUUAGGAGUUGUCUAAUUUCAAACAUCUGAAAAUUGUCAAAGAAUUAUGCAAGGAAUCAGUCUAAUAGGCAUUCUAAAUGAUAGAUCAUUACUAACUAGGGUAUUUCACAGCGCAACAUUUGGAGAAUUAUUUUAAAAGCAAUUACAUACAAUAUGAUAAGCAGGAUAUUAGUGCAUUCUUUCAUGCUUCAGAUAGGGAUGAAGAUAAUAAAAUAUCCAUUGUGGAAUUCAAUUAUGUCAUUAAGCCUUUCCAUCCCUCUUAAAUUUUGAAGGACAGGGAGAGGGCUUUUUAUAGCACUCCCAAAAAGUAUCGUAGAAUUGACAACUCCCCAAAACCAUAGAAUUCAUUCACCAACGUGAGAUCAAAAUAAUUCAUUUAUAAAACUCCUGUUAAGGCAGAUCUAUCUUAGCCGGACUUAGAAGUUUAGAAAUAGCAUUUGAUCUAACAAAGCGACUUCAAUUUAAUUGAUUUGUUUUAUUAACAACCGAAGGCUACUCCGGAAAUGAAGUUUAGAAAAUUUUGCAAAACCAUUCUCCCAAAGAAUGUCCCUCCAAAUUACUAAUCAAAGCCGAUUAGUGCGAAGACAUAUUAGAUGAUGCUCAAUAUACUUAGAUAAUGA